Molecule: messenger RNA, 3615 nt
Organism: Polyodon spathula (Mississippi paddlefish)
Lineage: Eukaryota; Metazoa; Chordata; Actinopteri; Acipenseriformes; Polyodontidae
Product: potassium/sodium hyperpolarization-activated cyclic nucleotide-gated channel 1-like
Exons: 8
Coding region: 1-3579 (1192 amino acids)
Biological process (GO): potassium ion transport; transmembrane transport
Cellular component (GO): membrane
Molecular function (GO): voltage-gated potassium channel activity
Source: RefSeq, a predicted model, not a curated record
AUGGACAAGUUGUCCCCUUCCAUGCGCAUAAGACUCUAUAGCUUGCCCCAACAGAUAGGACAAAAAGCCUCAAUCAUGGGCGAGGAGGAAGACGGCAACAAGGAUACCCGGAGGAAAAGCAUCAGGAUGAAACCCUUGCCUUCCCAGUUCUCUGUGGGCAGUAAGGGGAUGGAAGAGAGCAAAGCCGGGGAAUCUGUGAUCAUGGAGACCGACGUCGGGAGAUUUGUCAAGACAAGCUCCAACGGCGACUGUAGGCGAUUCAGAGGGAGUCUUUCGUCCAUCAGCAGCCGGCACCAGCACUACUCGGCGGAAGAGAAGAGGCUCAUCUCGUAUGGGGAUGUCACUCCAUGCGAGGAGACAGACCCGGCAGGUGCAAUGGGCUACUCGGCGGCGAAGCAGGGCGCUCAGGGCAGCAGCGGCAGCUCCAAGAAGCAGCAGCCUGCAGCCUCGUAUCAGCAAGCGGGCUCUGUAAAGUUGGAUGGGAUGGACCAAAUAGUUCCAGACGACGAACAAAGUUUGUACCAGGAGGGUUUCAUUCACAGGCAGUUGGGACCCAUGCUUCAGCCCGGAGUCAAUAAAUUCUCUUUAAGGAUGUUUGGGAGUCAGAAGGCGGUGGAAAGGGAGCAAGAGAGAGUAAAGUCCGCCGGCUUUUGGAUAAUUCACCCGUACAGUGACUUCAGGUUCUACUGGGAUCUGACCAUGCUUCUCCUGAUGGUGGCGAACCUGAUCAUCAUCCCGGUUGGCAUCACCUUCUUCAAAGAUGAGCACACGCCGCCCUGGAUCGUCUUCAACGUGGUCUCAGACACCUUCUUCCUCAUUGACCUGGUGCUCAACUUCCGCACCGGCAUUGUGGUGGAGGACAACACAGAGAUCAUCCUGGACCCGCAACGCAUCAAGGUGAAGUACCUGCGCAGCUGGUUCAUGGUGGAUUUCAUCUCCUCCAUUCCUGUGGAUUACAUCUUCCUCAUCGUGGAGACACGCAUUGACUCUGAUUUCUACAAGACCGCCCGGGCACUCCGCAUAGUCCGCGUCACCAAGAUACUCAGCCUGCUGCGUCUGCUGCGGCUCUCUCGGCUCAUCCGCUACAUCCACCAGUGGGAAGAGAUCUUCCACAUGACCUAUGACCUGGCGAGUGCGAUGGUGCGGAUCGUGAAUCUUAUCGGGAUGAUGCUGCUGCUGUGCCACUGGAGCGGCUGCCUGCAGUUCCUGGUUCCAAUGCUGCAGGAUUUCCCUCAGGACUCCUGGGUCUCCAAGAACAACAUGGUGAAUGGCACGUGGGGUCAGCAGUACUCCUUUGCACUCUUCAAGGCGAUGAGUCACAUGCUGUGUAUUGGCUAUGGGCAGCAGGCCCCCAGCGGCAUGACGGACGUGUGGCUCACGAUGCUCAGCAUGAUCGUGGGCGCCACCUGUUACGCCCUGUUCAUCGGCCAUGCCACAGCACUCAUCCAAUCCCUGGACUCCUCACGCCGACAGUACCAGGAGAAGUACAAACAAGUGGAGCAGUACAUGUCCUUCCACAAGUUGCCUGCUGACAUGCGGCAGAAGAUCCACGAUUACUACGAGCACCGCUACCAGGGCAAGAUGUUCGAUGAAGAUAGCAUCCUUGGAGAGCUGAGCGACCCGCUAAGAGAGGAGAUCAUCAACUUUAACUGUCGGAAGCUGGUGGCGUCGAUGCCUCUGUUUGCCAACGCAGACCCCAACUUCGUGACCUCGAUGCUGACCAAGCUGCACUUCGAGGUGUUCCAGCCUACAGACUACGUCGUGCGCGAGGGCACUGUGGGCAAGAAGAUGUACUUCAUCCAGCACGGCGUGGUCAGCGUCCUCACCCGGGGCAACAAGGAGACAAAGCUGUCUGACGGCUCGUACUUCGGGGAGAUCUGCUUGCUGACUCGGGGCCGGAGGACGGCCAGUGUCCGGGCCGACACUUACUGCCGGCUCUACUCACUCUCCGUGGAGAACUUCAACGAGGUGCUGGAGGAGUACCCCAUGAUGAGAAGAGCCUUCGAGACCGUGGCCCUGGACCGGCUCGACCGCAUCGGAAAAGAAAACUCAAUUUUGCUUCACAAGGUCCAACAUGACCUGAACUCUGGUGUCCUCAACUACCAGGAGAAAGAAAUCAUCCAGCAGAUCAUACAGCAUGACCGGAAGAUGGCUCACUACACAGACCUUCUGCAGAACCCUGCUCCUCCUGUCUCCACCCCAAUACCAGUCAUCUUGGCUCCGCUUAUCCAAGCACCCUUGCAGGCUGCUACCGCUACCACCUCAGUGGCCAUCACCCUGACAGACCACCCCCGGCUGCCAGGAGCACUGUUACACCAGCCUGUAUCUGUGCUGGGGUCCUUGGGACAGCAGCCGCCUCGGAAGUUAAAGAGGUUUCAUUCCUUGGUGUACACUACUGAACCCUCUGCAGUCAGCUAUCCCUCCAGUGCUCCAUCCCUGCUUCAGACACCAGGAGCGGACAGCUCUUUCCAGGCUUGCUUCAAGGCUCACCAACCUCCAGGGGCCUCUGCUAGCUUGAGCCAGUUUAAUCAUCCCUCAGACUCUACCAGCUUGAGCCAGCUUCAUCAUCCUUCCAUGGGUUCACCAUCCCCCCAUCCCAGCAGUGGUGCCUCUAUAUUCACAUUCAACCAGUUUCAGCAGUCCACCUCUGUAUCCCCUCACUCAAGCCUGACUGGGCUUCAUCAGCACUCCAGCAACACCCCACCUUCAGGAUUGGCGAUCUUCCAGCAGGGAGCUUCUAGUUCCCUUGCCGCCUCCAGCUCCAGAUCCUUAACCUCUAGCUCCACUGGUUCCCUGCUUGACCAGCUCCAGCCACCAUCCAGGCCUCCUCAGGUAGGAUCCCUCCAGCAAUUUGCAGGGGGAGGCAGGACUUCAGGUGGUUUGAACUUGUUCCAGACUCUUCCGUCCAGCUCACUCUCUUCCAGUCUGAGCCAGCUGACACAAGUAGGUCUGGGUUCUACUUCUUCACUGUUGCAGCAUGGCUUGCCAGGACUGCACUCGGGGUCCAUAGCUCAGCUCCAGCAGGAGAGGUCAGCCCUUUCCUCCUUAAUGCAUGGCUCUGGCACCGCCUCCCCUUGCUACACGCCGCUGGCCCCCAGCCCCACCAUGCAAAGCCCAGUAGCAGGGAGAACUUUACAGUUCAGUGGCCCAUCAAGAAUAUCUGGUUCCCACAGCUCCCUGCUCAUGACUCAGACUUCAAGCCCCUCUCAACCCAUCAGCCAACCUAGAGGCACCCAGUCUUCCCUAGUGGGACGCUUCUCCCAUGAUAUCAAGCUGAUCUCUGCCUCCCAAUCCUGUCUGCCACAGGAGAGAGUUCAGGUCAUGAGCCAGGGCUCCACACACUCCUCCAGGGAGUCCAUGUCCAGCUUUACCCCCUACUCCACACAUAGUCUCUUGGGCAAAUCCUGUAGCUCCAUCCCUCGCCAAAUGACUGUUCCCAGGCAGACAUUCUCAGGAUCCAGACCUCAGACACACAUUACCAGGGCUUCCCCGCCAAUCGCCGUUCCACCAAGGAAGGAUCCCACAGUGUUCCCAUCUGAACUGGAGCCAGCACUGUCCAAAUUACCCUCUAAUUUGUGAGGUUUAUUCAAACUCUUCUUCACCUCCCCUUAAAAA